Molecule: messenger RNA, 210 nt
Organism: Cylicocyclus nassatus
Lineage: Eukaryota; Metazoa; Nematoda; Chromadorea; Rhabditida; Strongylidae
Source: the annotation of a GenBank genome assembly
AUGCGCUCAAACAUGGGUAAUUUGCGUCGAAAGACUCAAAAAGAAGCUAUGCUUAUCAUAGUAUGUGCACAACGAGUUUCUCAUUUGGGAGCCGAUUCGUUUUCGUUUGCUUGCGGCAAGUCUCAAAUACCGUCUAAAGUAAGCGUUGCUCAUUCUCCAUUCUUUCAAGCUUCGAAUUGGAGCGCGAUGUAUGUAAGGAUAUGCAGCUGA